Dipodomys spectabilis (banner-tailed kangaroo rat) is the source of this 1932-nucleotide messenger RNA. RefSeq names its product vomeronasal type-2 receptor 116-like. The record is from RefSeq and is a predicted model, not a curated record. The coding region runs from base 1 to 1932 and encodes 643 amino acids. Gene Ontology annotation, cellular component: membrane. NCBI's taxonomy places the organism in Eukaryota, Metazoa, Chordata, Mammalia, Rodentia, Heteromyidae. Gene Ontology annotation, molecular function: G protein-coupled receptor activity. Gene Ontology annotation, biological process: G protein-coupled receptor signaling pathway. The transcript is spliced from 7 exons.
AUGGAUGGAGAUGUAAUGAUUGCUGGGUUUUUCCCUCUUUACACUUUGGGAACAAAUCGCAGUCAAAGUGAUGAUUCUGGAGAUGGACAGAACAAGCCGUUUAUCUUCAACACCUACCAGUUUGUUUUGGCCUUGGCUUUUGCUAUUGAAGAGAUCAAUGAAAAUCCUCAUAAUUUACAUAACUUGAUGCUAGGAUUUAAUAUCUGUAAUGCUCACAUGGAAGCUUGGAAAACAUUUAAAAAUCCCUUCACGAGCCUUUUUGGGAAGGACAACCUUCCAAACUACUCCUGUGUGAGAGUGAGCAAGUCUAUAGCAGUACUGACAGGACCAUCGGGAUUAUUAUCUGCCCAGAUUGGUAUAUUGCUGAACCUGUACAGGUUUCCCCAGCUUACAUUUGGGCCUUUUGAUCAUGCUCUGAGUGACCAUAAGAACUUUCCUGCUGUGUAUCAGAUGGCCUCAAAGGACACAUCCAUAGCCAUUGCCCUGAUCUCCUUACUCCUUCAUUUCAUCUGGAACUGGGUUGGACUAUUGACCUCACAAGAUGAGAAUGGCUUGUGGAUUCUUCCUGAAUUGAAAGAAGAGAUGGACAAGAAUAGAAUUUGUAUUAAUAAAUCUUCAGCAAACGUCCUCAUCAUACAUGGUGAUAAUGAAGCCUUACUAGAUAUGCUGCACUCUUUUCUGAAGAACAUCCAGUUUCACAAUGCUGCUGGAGAUCAAGUGACUUUGGAUGACAAAAGGAAAUUGGAAGCAGACUAUGACAUUGUAAACAUAUGGAAUUUCCCAGAAGGUCUUGAACUUGAGGUGAAAGUAGGAAAGUUUUCUCCAUAUGCUCAUCAAAUGUCUUUAUCUGAAGAUAUGGUACACUGGGCCAUAGGAAAUACAGAGCCUAUUCACUCUGCCUGCAGUGAGGGUUGUGGUCCUGGAUACAGGAAAUCCCCUCAGGAAGAAAAGGCAGCCUGUUGCUCUUAUUGCACACCGUGCUCAGCGAAUGAGAUUGCUAAUGGGACAGAUAUGGAGCAGUGUAUGAAGUGUCCAGAUCAUCAGUAUGCCAAUACAGAGAGAAACCAGUGCCUCCCAACAGAUGCAAGAUUCUUGACUUAUGAAGAACCCUUAGGGAUGGCCUUGGACUGCAUGGCUCUUUUUUUAUCUACACUCACAACAGUUGUUCUUGGGGUCUUUGUGAAACACAAGAACACUCCCAUUGUCAAGGCUAAUAAUCAAGCUCUCAGCUACAUCCUACUCAUCUCCCUCAUCUUCUGCUUCCUCUGUUCCUUGCUCUUCAUUGGCCGUCCCAACAACAGCACCUGCAUUCUACAACAGACCACAUUUGGAGUUGUGUUCACUGUAGCUGUUUCUGCUGUCUUGGCCAAAACUGUAACUGUGGUUCUGGCCUUCAAGGUCACUUCUCCAGGGAGAAGGAUGAGGUGGCUUCUGCUAUCGGGAGCUCCUAACUUUAUCACCCUCAUCUGCACCCUGAUCCAGGUGACUCUCUGUGGAAUCUGGCUGGGAACCUCUCCUCCCUUCAUUGACACAGAUGCACACUCUGAACAUGGCCACCUCAUCAUCCUGUGUAACAAGGGCUCCCUCACUGCUUUCUACUCUGUACUGGGAUACCUGGGUUUCCUGGCUCUGGUCAGCUUCACUUUGGCUUUCCUGGCCAGGAACCUGCCUAAUACGUUCAAUGAGGCCAAGUUCCUGACCUUCAGCAUGCUGUUGUUCUGCAUUGUCUGGCUCACUUUUCUGCCUGUCUACCACAGUGCCAAGAGGGAGGUCAUGGUGGCUGUAGAGAUCUUCUCCAUCUUGGUGUCUAGUGCAGGGCUACUGGGGUGUAUCUUUGCCCCCAAGUGCUACAUUAUCUUGUUAAGACCAGAUAGAAAUUUUCUGCUUGGCUUCCGUGACAGAAGUCAUCCCGGGAGAAAUACACCCUCUUAA